CAGGACAGGUACGGUCACACGGCGUGGCACUAUGCCGUCGCCGCCAACAGUCCGGAGUCUCUGGAGCUGCUACGAUCGCACACGCCCUCUACACUCGUUGUCCAGGCCAUUGGGCAGUGGACUGAUGGGCCAAGCGACGUCAAGGCCCGGCUCCCUCUCGUUGAGUACAACUUUGCCGAUGUCCAUCCGUCGCCCAGCGCUGUCCUCUCGGCCGAUCGCAUGAGGGUCAUGAACGGCGGAUCGUGGACAUCGGUGCGAGCGACGCACGGUCCUCCCAUCGCUGGCUCGGAGUGGCCACGGUCGUACGCGUACGAGGUCGAGAUCCAAUCGUCGAGCAUCAUGCAAAUCGGUUGGGCGACCAAGAACGCUCAAUUUGCCGGCACUCAAGGAGUGGGCGAUGAUGCCCACGCGUGGGCGUGGGACGGCUGCCGCAAGUCGAUCUGGAACGCCAAGGGCGGGGCGGCAGCCAUUCUGGACGACGUCGCGGCGACGUGGUGUGAUGGGGACGUACUCACCUUUUGUGUCACCUUCUUGAGCGAGGCCCCGAGCGACCCCGCGGCGGACAACAUUGGCGCCCAGAGCACCAGCGAGGCCGAGAUCAAGCGGGAGCCGCGGUUCGUUCUCUGCGACUUUAGCGUGCUGGUCAACGGACAGGACGUGGGCAUCUCCUCGCAGACCUCUCUCGAAGUGCCGGAGGACAACACGCUCUAUCCCGCACUGUCGGCCGAGCGCAUGCAGCAGGUGACCGCCAAUUUUGGAUAUUCGCCCUUCCGGUACCCUUUGCCGGAGGGCUACCUCCCGGUGGCUGCCCUGUCGCCGGACACGCUCGCUGCCGUGCAGGAGCUCCACCCCGCCUUGCUCGGCCUCAAGGUGGAGGUCGGGUCUCCGCUUCACUGGGCGGCGCAGUUGGGCUACACAGACCUGCUGAAGGCCCUGCUUGACCCUCACAAGCAAAACGCCUAUGAUCUGAAACGAUUGCUGCUGGUUCAAAAUCCCGAGGGCUGCACCCCCGCUCUUGUGGCUUGCCGCCACGGCCGGCUGGAGAGCCUGAAGCUCCUGCUCUCGUACGACCCUGCGCUGACCGACGACGACAGCGACGUCGCUGACAAAGUCGGCUCGGCCACGGGCAAGGUCAAGUACGAGCAGCUGCAGGUGGACUUCCACAAGAAGACGGCGCUCAUGCACGCCUGCGCCGCGGGCCAGACCGAAGUGGCGCGAUUCUUGCUCAAGCGCACCAAUGCCUCAUUGACCGAGGUCGACGACAAGGACUUCCUGGUGACCAACUACGCCGUGACCAGCGGCAACCUGGAGCUGAUCGACCUGCUCAUGGCGGAGGACCCCGAUUUCGCCGAGCGGUCUUCGAGCAUCCUCUCGCCGCUGUUCUACGCAGCGCGACAGGGCUACGUCGACGUGCUGCGCCACCUCAUCGAGAAGCACGGCAUCGACCCCUCCGUGCGAGACUCGAAUGACCACUCGCUGCUGCACACGGCGGCCUACAGCGGUAAGGUGGAGGUGAUGCAAUUCCUGCUCGACAAGGGCUGCUGCCUGGUCGACGACCGCACCACAGCCGACAUCACGCCCGUCCUCUGGGCCUGUGACGGGUGUUCGGUGAGUGGCGUCAAAUAUCUGAUCUCGCAGGGAGCCAAUAUUCGCGACAAGGCCAUACGGGGCAUGACCGCGCUCACCUUUGCCAUCAGGGGCAGCAACAAGCAGGUCGCCGAAUGGCUCAUCGAAGAGCAGGGAUUUUCGGUCAACGAGGCGGACGAUGAGGGAAACACGCCACUGAUCCACGCCUGCAAGCACAGCGAGCUACCGUUCAUCAAGUACCUCAUCUCCAAGGGAGCGAAAACGGACGUGCGCGGCCAGCACAACUACUCGCCGAUGCACUUCGCAGCAACGCAGGUCAACCUCGAGGCAAUCCGCUACUUCCUGGAGAACGGCUACGCCCAGCCCAACGAGCUGAGCUCCGACGGAGAGAAUGUGAUGUUCCUGCUGGGCUUCUACGGCGGCAAGAAGGAGGACUCUUUAGAGCCGAGCAUCGAAACUCUUACCUACCUCGAGUCAAAGGGCGUCUCGCUGGACAAUGUCGACAAUACUGGCAAUCACCUCCUCUCUGCGAUUGGGUCUGACGACCGGCUCGAUGUGGUCAAAUGGCUGGUGGAGACCAAGGGCAUGCCCGUCAACGCGGCCAAUUCAGAAGGCACCCCGCUGCACUUUGCCGUGUUGCGCAAGGCCACAACGAUUGCUCACUAUCUCAUUUCUCGGGGUGCCGACGUGAACCUGAUCACCAAGUCGGGAGACAAUAUUUUGAUCUACGCGGCGCUCACCGACAACCUUGAGCUGCUGCAGCAUCUCCUCUCGCCCCAGUUCAAGGGGCUCAAGCUCUCGAUCAACGACCCCAACAAGGACGGAAUGACCCCGCUGCUGGUGGCGUGCAAGAGCGCGUCCCUGGAGGUCGUCGAAUUCCUCGCCUCGCAAGGCGCGUCGCUUGACCAGGUCGACAAGCUCAACACGUCAUGCUUCAUGAUCGCCCUCCGAGGCGGAAAACAGGAGACGGUCGAGUGGCUGUUGGGCCGCGGCUUCAGCAUCGAGGAGAAGGACGAAGAGGGAAAGACGCCGAUCUUCUAUGCGGCUCUUCACAGCGUCGAGCGAGUCAAGCGCCUUCUCUCCCUUGGAGCGAGAGCGUCGGUGAAGGACAACCUGGGGUACACGCCUUUCCUGAUCACCGAGCAGGCCGAGGUGGUCAAGUACCUACUCGACAACGACUACGCGUCCAUCCAUGAAACCAACAACGCCGGCCAGACUGCGCUCAUGUUCGCCGCCACCAACGGAGAUAUCGACCUGUUGGAGUACCUGCUGAGCAGGGGCGCUUCGCUCGACGAAAAGGACGAGAACGAGCGUACGAUUUUCAUGUACGCCGCGUCUGGCGGCCACUCCAAGAUGAUCAGACACCUCAUCGCUAAGGGUGUGGACGUGAACGCCAAGGACAAGUCAUCGAUGACGGCCGUCUUCUACGCCGCAACGAACAGCUUGCGAGUGGUCGAGCUGCUCGUUGUCAACGGCGCGCGGCUGAACCUGAGGGACAAGGACAACAAUUCGGUUGUGCUCAACGCCUGCUUCUCGGGCAAGACCGCCAUCGUCAAGUACCUCGUCUCAAACGGGCUGGCGUCGGCGGACGAUUACAACAACCAGGGGAUGACCGCCAUCAUGCUGGCGUGCAAAGGCAAGGGCAACCUCGAGUUGGUCCGGUUCCUCCACGAACACGGAGCGCUGGUGGACGACGUGAGCAAGUCGGCCACUAGCACGCUGAUUUAUGCCGUCGACGCGCAAAAGUCCGAUAUUGUCUCCUACCUACUGGCCAACGGCGCCGAUGUGAGGCGAAGGGAAAAGAACGGAAAGACGGCGCUGUUCUUUGUUGUCGACAGCUUGGAGACAGGCCGCGCGUUGGUGGAGCACGGGGCCGACAUCCACGUCAAGGACGACACCGGCAAGACCUGCCUCCACUUUGCCUGCUUCAACGGCCACCUCAACUGGAUCCGCUACCUCGUCGAGCAGGGCGGCAAACUCGAGGAAUGCGAUAACUCUGGGAUCAACUCAAUUCUGGGCGUGUUGGCCUCGCGCAAUCCGGAGGCCUGCGCCUACGUUUAUUCGCAGCUGUCCAGUCUGGACCUCGCGGGCAAGGUGGCCAACCUCAACCAGGCCCUCUUCGACCCUCUGUUCGAGACGCUCAAGACGAACACGACAAUCCACACGCUCAAUCUGAGCGACAACGGGUUUGACAAUACAAUCUUGCCGCGCCUGCUGGACCUGCUUGAGUACAACCAGCACCUGGCGCGGAUCAAAUUGCUCGACAACGCGUUGGACGUAGACGACCUCAUGACCCUCUUCGAAUGCAUAGAGCCUGAGGAGCAGCCCAAGACCGAGAGACUGAAGGCGUUCGGUUGUGCGACCACCGCCCGAAACUUAGCCUACCGAGCGAAAAUCAUGAGAACUGCAUUCCAGAUGCUCAUGGCAGCGCGCAUCCUGCUCCAGCCCCACCCGAUCACCCUCUGGCUCGAUGACGACCCGCUGCCAUUGGAGGUGAUCGAAAUUGUGGUGCGACAGCUCGACACCUACGAGACUCUCACCGACAAGGAGAAGAGCGCCAUCAUCGCCUACGCCUUUGACAAGGAGAAUCUGGGGAAGGACAAGUGGUACUUCCUCAAGACGUGUCUGCCCAGGUUCCUCUUCGACAUCGGCACCGACGACGAGGACGCCGCCCAGGCCGCGCCCACCCAGCCCCCGCAGACGGAGACCCGCGCCUCAACGACGGCUGGUAUGGAUGAAAACGAGGAAGAGUGGGAGGACGUGGACUUGGCCUCAUUUGUGGUGCCGAUCCUGUCGCGCCUGCUGCGGUUCAUCAAGCGCUCAUGA
This is a messenger RNA of Acanthamoeba castellanii str. Neff, 4413 nucleotides long. Its product is annotated as Ankyrin repeat and SPRY domain containing protein. The record is from RefSeq and is a predicted model, not a curated record. The transcript is spliced from 37 exons. Gene Ontology annotation, molecular function: protein binding. Lineage: Eukaryota; Discosea; Longamoebia; Acanthamoebidae. The annotation marks the transcript as partial.